UCUGCUGGCCCCGCCCCUUUGUUGCUUCUUCUCGAAAGCGUACAGGCCGCUCUUUCAAAAGCUAGUUAGAUAGCUAACUAGAAGACUAUUGAACACUUCGAAAGGGAAACAUAAAACUUGAGCUGGUGACCUCACAAGGAACUCCCAGAACCUGGAAUAACUUGUCUUGGUUGGAGACUCACAAAAGCAGCACUUCCUGAAACUCCCAGUGUGGGAGGAGAGAUCUAUGAGACCUUUGAAUCCAUAUGAAAGGAAAGACACCUCACCCUAUUUUUUUGUUGUUGACCAAGACACAUUGUAACUCAUCAGAAUAGGAUCAUUUAAGAAUCUUCCGGGACAAAAUGGAUCGAGAGAAGGGAUUGUUGAUGGAUGAAAUCGAAAAGGGUUUAUGGAAUUUAACCGAGGACAAUCUGCGUUACCUUUGUGAACGUCAUGGACACGGUGGGAAAGAUGGCUUCAGGGUUAAAGGAAUGGAUCACCGCUCGUUACGGCGUGAAAUCCUGGAGGAAAUGUGGGACAAUACGGAUUCAAUGAAAUCAGAGGAGCAGGGAACGUCUUGGUUACUUCAACUGAAAGAGGACAUCCGGAGGAUACAGGAGGAGGGUAGCAGUGCUGCUGAUGAUGAUGAUGAUGCUGUAGACUGUGACGAAGAAUGGAACGGAGAGGGCGGGGUUCAGUUACCUAGCAAUGGUUUGGAGGUGGAGCCCAUGAGUUCCAGCCAAUCUGAUGAUGAUGAUGGCGAUGUAGACUGUGAUGAAGAAAGGGACGAGGAGGUCAGGGAUUGGAUGGCUAGCGAUGGGCUGGAGGUGGAGUUGUCUCCAGAGAGGCACACACCAGAGCAGAGAGUGAGAGAGGACAAGCCUCCCCGGCCCCCCGCCACCCUCUCGAAGUCCCCGGGUCGUGUGUCCCGCGGUAGCGCCUUACUGCGCUGUCUGAAGAAGAGGGUGUCUGUGCAGCUAGACGACAGCAAGACAACUCGCACAGGAGAGAAAUCUCACAGCCCGUCUAGCGCUAAACGAUGCAAGAAAACUCUCCCAGGAGACAGGCCUAGCUCCCAUAUCUGUGAUCACUGUGGGAAGAAUUUAGGAAGUCAAAAAAGCCUGAAAAGCCACAUGCGCGUUCAUACUGAAGACAAACCUCACGAGUGCUCCGAGUGUGGGGAGACGUUCCGUCUGUUAAGAAGCCUUAAAAAACACCAGAAACUUCACACUGGUGAGGUUAGAGGGACGAAGAAAGUCAAAGUCCCUCAUCCGUGUCCUCACUGCGGGACGAUGCUAGCGUCGAAGAAAGAAUUAAAGGAUCAUCUGAGAAUCCGCCACACUGAGAAAACUCAGCUCUGCUCUGAAUGUGGCAAGAGAUUCUCUAGCACCUACGCCCUGAGGAAACACCAGAGACUACACACUGGGGAGCAGCUCCACCUCUGCCCUGACUGUGGGAAGACCUUCUAUACUCAGGCACACUUGAUAUCUCACCAGAGGGUCCAUGCUGAACACAGGGAAAGGCCGCAUGUGUGUCCCGUCUGUGGGAGGGGCUUUACAGCAGCUUCGUCCUUGAAGUCACAUCAGAGUAUUCACACCGGAGAGAAACCUUACCUCUGCUCUGAAUGCGGGAAGAGUUUCAGAACAUUAGGACACUUCACAACACACCAGAAGCAGCAUGUCGAAGCAAAGCCAUCUUUCCCUUGCCCUGUUUGCAACCAGUGUCUCUCAACAAAGCGCAACCUGAUAUUUCACCAGAGAAUGCACACGGGAGAGAAGCCUUACCAUUGCUCUCAGUGUGACCGGCGCUUUGUUAAUGAGCAGAAAUUGAAAAGUCAUCAGCGUGUACACACUGGAGAGAAGCCCUACCUUUGCUCCCAGUGUGGGAAAAGUUUCGCUCUUUCACAAAAUCUUAAAAAGCAUCUCAGGGUGCAUUCAGGUGAGAGACGUUACAGAUGUACCUAUUGUGUAAAGAGUUUCAUUUCUUCAUCUGGUCUGAAAUCACACCUGCAAACGCACACUGGAGUGAAACCCUGCCACUGCCCUGAAUGUGGGAAAGGUUUCUCAGAGAAGAGAGCUCUGAAGAAUCACAUGCUCACACACGGGAGAGAAACCGCUCCAACGUUCCAAUGUCUGUGAGAAUGUAACUCAGCACCCGGAGAUACACGCUGGGGUUGAAGAGCAUAAAUAACUGCCAUUAGAAUGAGUCGCUCUGGAUAAGAGCGUCUGCUAAAUUACUAAAACGUUUUAAAAUAAAACAUAGAUAUUGUACACCGCUGCCUUCCCGACUCCCACGUGAUAGUUAAUUUCUGUCUUAUUUUCUCUGAAAAGACUUACCAAGAAACUACCAUUUAACUAGUUAUUUUGUGUCUGGGUGUUCUGUUUAUGAAUUGUCUGCUUGCAUUGAACUGUUCUAUCUAGCCUGAAUCCAGAACCUGUUUUGUGCGAAUAUGUGUGUGUAUAUAUAAAUGUAUAUAUGACUCCCAUUUUGGCAUGUAUUUAGCAGUGUAAGGUGCAGUACCAAUGUGGACACAAAAAGGACACCACUUGCCUGUUUUUAAAAAAAAUUUUAUGUUGUGAGGUUGCUUCACUUGUCUUCUACUAUGGUUGGCUCGCGCUAUGGCCGUUUUAGAAGAGGUCUGCCAAGACAACUGUACACAUCUGAAUGAAGCAACUAGAUAAAAUUAUGACAUCUUAUUCCCGAGGUAACGAACACGCCUGCACUGAUCUGCCUCGUAUCUUUUGCAUAGAGUCAUGGGAUUGAUCAAAAGGACUGUGAGUGUGCAUGUGAGUUGGCCCCCGUGAAAAGGAUGCAACCUGGAGAUGUACAGUGCGACAGGUAACCUAGCGGUUAAGAGCAGUUAACCGAAAGGUCACUGGUUCGAAUCCUUGAGACGAAUCCUUGAGACGAACGUUAUGUUCCCCGGGCGCCGAACACGUCGAUUUAAGGCAGACUUCCCGCACCUCUCUGAUUCAGAGGAGUUGUUAAAUGCAUUUCAGUUGAAGGUAUACAGUAUCCCCCCUUUCCCCUGGAGUCAUCUUUUAGUUCUACAUCAAUACAUGCACAAUUCAUAAUGUAGAUUAUAGUUGUACAACUGUCUAGGUAUCCCCCCUUUCCCCUGGACUCCCAGGAGUCAUCUUUUAGUUCUACAUCAAUACAUGCACAAUUCAUAAUGUAGAUUAUAGUUGUACAACUGUCUAGGUUUCCCCCCUUUCCCCUGGACUCCCAGGAGUCAUCUUUUAGUUCUACAUCAAUACAUGCACAAUUCAUAAUGUAGAUUAUAGUUGUACAACUGUCUAGGUAUCCCCCCUUUCCCCUGGACUCCCAGGAGUCAUCUUUUAGUUCUACAUCAAUACAUGCACAAUUCAUAAUGUAGAUUAUAGUUGUACAACUGUCUAGGUAUCCCCCCUUUCCCCUGGACUCCCAGGAGUCAUCUUUUAGUUCUACAUCAAUACAUGCACAAUUCAUAAUGUAGAUUAUAGUUGUACAACUGUCUAGGUUUCCCCCCUUUCCCCUGGACUCCCAGGAGUCAUCUUUUAGUUCUACAUCAAUACAUGCACAAUUCAUAAUUUAGAUUAGUGUUCAUAGUGUACUCUGUGGUUUCUACAAUCUUACUGUUCAUAGUGUAGUUUUUAUCUUACACUGUUCCUAGUGUACAUACUGUAUGUGAAUUGUGUAUAUCUAGUCCGUAUAUUCUGUUUGUAGCCUAGAUUCUGUUUAUUGUGUCAGCACCAUAUCACAGAGUCAAAUUUCUGUACAUGCGAAUAAAGGUGAUUCUCCGUUCCAUCUGUUGAUUGGAGGGGGAAGUUACAGAUGUUUACAUGUCUCACACAGUUGUUCAUCUAAUGUUUCAUUUUGAUAUGUUUUUUUUAAUGUUUAAAAAUUAAAUGUGUUUUUUUUUCCAAA
Molecule: messenger RNA, 3885 nt
Organism: Oncorhynchus gorbuscha (pink salmon)
Lineage: Eukaryota; Metazoa; Chordata; Actinopteri; Salmoniformes; Salmonidae
Product: gastrula zinc finger protein XlCGF26.1-like
Exons: 3
Coding region: 342-2117 (591 amino acids)
Biological process (GO): regulation of transcription by RNA polymerase II
Molecular function (GO): RNA polymerase II cis-regulatory region sequence-specific DNA binding; DNA-binding transcription factor activity
Source: RefSeq, a predicted model, not a curated record